Molecule: messenger RNA, 1635 nt
Organism: Vicia faba (fava bean)
Lineage: Eukaryota; Viridiplantae; Streptophyta; Magnoliopsida; Fabales; Fabaceae
Source: the annotation of a GenBank genome assembly
AUGGACGAUAACGGUAUCGCGAAUAAUGCUGUCAAGAACAAGUGGUUAAUGCCUCUAUCAGUUUUCUUCAAAGAUGCAAGCCUUGUAUUCAAGAUGGACACACUAGCUAAGGAGAUACUUGGGAUUGCAUUCCCAUCUGCACUUGCUGUUGCUGCUGAUCCAAUUGCUUCGCUUAUCGACACGGCAUUCAUCGGCCACUUAGGGCCUGUGGAACUUGCGGCUGCAGGAGUUGCCAUUGCGGUGUUCAACCAAGCUUCAAGGAUUACCAUUUUCCCUUUGGUCAGUAUUACAACUUCCUUUGUAGCUGAAGAAGAUACUAUUGCUAAAAUCAAUAGUAUAGCAGCAGAAAAGCAAUCCAAUGAAAGCAUUAAGGCAAAGUCCAAUGAAGUAAUGCCUGGUGAUCAUUUGCUUCAAGACAUUGAAGCAGGUGCAACAAAACAGGAUGGUACCUUGAAAAAUGAGACGAAAAAUGGAGAUGAUGCUAAUUCAAAUAUAAGCAAGUCUACUCUUGUUACUAGUAAUGGUAACAAGAAUGAGUCAAAACCUAUAAGAAAGAAGAGGCACAUAGCUUCAGCAUCUACAGCAUUACUUUUUGGCACAGUUCUUGGCCUUAUUCAAGCUGCAACCCUUAUAUUUGCAGCAAAACCUCUAUUAGGUGCAAUGGGUUUGAAAAGUGAUUCUCCGAUGAUGACCCCGGCUGCUAAGUAUCUAAGGCUGAGAGCCUUAGGUGCUCCGGCAGUGCUUCUCUCUUUGGCCAUGCAAGGAAUCUUUAGAGGGUUCAAAGACACUACAACUCCUUUAUAUGUCAUUGUUUCCGGGUAUACAUUGAAUGUCGCUUUGGAUCCACUACUUAUCUUUUACUUCAAAUUGGGCAUCAGAGGUGCAGCCAUUUCACAUGUGCUCUCUCAGUACAUUAUGGCAACUUUCCUCUUGUUUAUAUUAAUGCGAAAAGUGGACCUCGUACCUCCAAGCAUGAAGGAUUUGCAGAUUUUCAGGUUUCUUAAAAAUGGUGGUCUUCUGUUGGCAAGAGUUAUCGCAGUGACAUUCUGUGUGACCUUAUCAGCCUCAUUAGCAGCAAGGUUAGGUCCGAUUCCAAUGGCCGCAUUCCAAACUUGCCUCCAAGUUUGGAUGACAUCUUCCCUUCUCGCCGACGGUUUAGCUGUUGCAAUACAGGCAAUUCUCGCGUGUUCGUUUGCUGAGAAAGACUACAAUAAAGUGACUACUGCCGCAACAAGAACGCUACAAAUGAGUUUCGUUUUAGGAGUUGGACUCUCUCUAUUAGUCGGAGGCGGACUAUACUUCGGAGCCGGAGUGUUUUCCAAAGACGUUGCUGUUAUUCACCUAAUCAGACUAGGCCUCCCGUUUGUUGCUGCUACACAACCGAUCAAUUCGUUAGCCUUCGUCUUCGAUGGCGUGAACUACGGAGCAUCUGAUUUUGCUUACUCCGCAUAUUCCUUGGUCUUGGUCUCAUUAGCAAGUGUUACUUCUUUAUUCUUUCUCUACAAGACUAAGGGUUUCAUCGGGAUCUGGAUCGCAUUAACCAUCUAUAUGAGUCUUCGCAUGUUCGCUGGCGUAUGGAGGAUGGGAACGGGCACAGGACCAUGGCGUUUUCUCAGAGGCCACUCGUUGUCUUGA